AAUCGUGCAAAAAGUGUGCUACAUUUCCGUGUUCCGGCAGCAACAUUGAGCUCCGAUUGGCACCCGGCGGCGAUGGACAACAACCUGGAGCAAACAAAUGGCGGAUCGCUUGUGCCGCCACCUCCGAUGCCACCGUCGGAAAUGCUGCUGAGUGGACUACUGCCGGACUCGGCUGAUGGCGGUGGGUGGGAAGCAAACGACGAACAGGAGGGUGAUGAGCACGAACAAUUGCUGGCUGGUGGGGUCCUGGAAUUGGAACCACCGCCGGAACACCCGCAGCUGUUACUGGAGGAUGACGAACCAUCGGCUCCAUUGCUGGCACCACCAGUGCCACCGUCGCUGAUGUCACUCAAGCUGGACCACCCGGAGGACGGCAUGAAAAAACCCUCGGAACUCGUUCUACCGAAAGCGCUCGAGGACGUCCUGGCCCUUCAAACGAUCCGAACGCAAGAACUGGGUGGCGAUGAGGAUUCACGUGGAAUACACGGCGCAGGUGGGGGUGGCACAGUGGCGGGCAGUCAGGCGACCAUGAUGAGCGCGUACCUCGAGGCGGACGGUAUCGAUUCGGAGGACGACAUGGGCAACGAUUCGCUGAUGAUGAUGAUGGGUGACGAGGGAGCAGAAUACGAUGGCCAGGCUCCGGGUGGAGUAAAGGUGGUGGACAAACAGGACAAGAACCGGCGGAAGAAGAAACGGAAGAAGGAGAAUCGAAAAGCACGCCGCGAGCAGAUGGCCAAAGCGCACGAGCAGCGCGUACAGCAACCACCGCCACCGAGUGGAGCCACCGGCCACCAUUCGGCCACGGCCGCUCACGACACAGAUCCCGAGGAGGACGGCGCAGCGGAAGCGAAAGAAACGGACGAUGGGGUCGCUGCACCGGAAAGCGAAGGGGAGGAAGUGUCGAAACAGAACGGGGACGAACUGAAUGGGGACCACCAUUCGGGUGAAGAUCGAAACGGAGAGGAUUCCCAUCACGACGACGGCAAUGGCCGCGGCGGCAGCGGUGGUGAAGGUGCUGACCAAAGCAGCACUCCAAACGGUAACGCCGACGCCCCCAGAGUGUCCCUCCGGAAGAAGAAAGCCACCACGAAGAAGACGAAAGUGCUGCCAGCCAGCGCGGCCAAAGACAGCGGGCCCUCGGUGGACGAUGUGGAGAUAGAGUACGUGCCGGAGAAGCUGACGAUCGCCGAACUGGCCCCGAUGUACCGGCAGUUUUAUCGUGUGUUUGAGAUCUUUAAACUGGACACCAAAUCGCGGGACGCGCUCCGGGCCGGGGCAGAUGAGCUGGACAAGGAGAAGGCGGCCGCGGACAAGAAAGCGGCGGUCAGCGAUGCCGACAAGCUGGACGACGAUGACGACGAUCUGGGCGAUCGGGACGAGAAGGACGACAAGGAGAAGAUUUCGAAGCGCAAGCUCAAGAAGUUGACCCGGCUCAGUGUGGCCGAACUGAAGCAGCUGGUGUCGCGCCCGGACGUGGUCGAGAUGCACGACGUGACGGCCCGCGACCCGAAGCUACUGGUGCAGCUGAAGAGCCACCGGAACACGGUGCAAGUGCCGCGGCACUGGUGCUUCAAGCGUAAGUACCUACAGGGCAAGCGCGGCAUCGAGAAGCCGCCGUUCGAUCUGCCGGCGUUCAUCAAGAAGACGGGCAUCAUGGAGAUGCGGGCCUCGCUGCAGGAGAAGGACGAAGCGAAGACGCUGAAGGCGAAGAUGCGCGAACGGGCGCGGCCAAAGAUGGGCAAGAUCGACAUCGACUACCAGAAGCUGCACGACGCGUUCUUCAAGUGGCAAACGAAGCCACGCAUGACGAUCCACGGCGAUCUGUACUACGAGGGCAAGGAGUUUGAGACGCGGCUGAAGGAGAAGAAACCGGGCGAUCUGUCGGAGGAGCUACGCAUUGCGCUCGGCAUGCCGAUCGGGCCAGCCUGCCACAAGAUACCGCCGCCGUGGCUGAUUGCCCAGCAGCGCUACGGGCCUCCGCCGAGCUACCCGAACCUGAAGAUCCCCGGCCUGAAUGCACCCAUCCCGGAGGGUUGCUCCUUCGGGUAUCACGCCGGUGGCUGGGGUAAGCCACCGGUGGACGAGAGCGGUAAGCCACUGUACGGGGACGUGUUCGGGAUGGCCGGUGACGGUGAGGGCGGUAUGGGUGAGGAGGAGAUCGAUCGGACGGUCUGGGGUGAGCUCGAGUCGGAAUCGGAAGAGUCGUCCGAGGAGGAGGAGGACGAGGGCGAAGAUUUGGCGGCCCAGCCGGACGAGAGUGGCCUGGUGACGCCGGCCGAGGGACUCGUGACACCGUCCGGACUGACCAGCGGUGUACCGGCCGGCAUGGAAACGCCCGACACGAUCGAACUGCGCAAGAAGAAGAUCGAGAGCGAAAUGGAGGACAACGAGACGCCGGUUCUGUACCACGUGUUGCCGGAGAAGCGCAACGAGCGCAUCGGCGGGGCGAUGAUGGCCUCCACCCACGUGUACGAUAUUGGAGCGGCCGGUGGUGGUGGUGCCGGCGGGCCACCGGGUGUACCACCGCCAGGGGCCCGUCGUGGCGGUGGCGGUGGUGGUGGCGGUGUCGAUCGGGAAGGUAUGGUCGAACUGGCGCUCGAUCCAUCCGAGCUGGACAUGGACAAUGAGGCGAUGGCACAGCGCUACGAGCAGCAGAUGCGCGAACAGCAGAGCCACCUGCAGAAGGAGGACCUUUCCGAUAUGCUGGCCGAGCACGUGGCCCGGCAAAAGUCCAAACGGAAACGGCAGCAAACGGACACGACCAGCAAGCAGUCGAAAAAGUACAAGGAGUUCAAGUUCUAAGAGGUCCCCGAAUCUCCUUUGUCCUACUUUCCCCCGAUUUUUUUUUAAUUCAGCGUCAUGCGGAUUGCGGCCACCGAUCCGGCGCCGAUUAUUUAGCCCAAUAAAAAUGUGAGCAAAAGCGC
This is a messenger RNA of Anopheles bellator, 2924 nucleotides long. It is a transcript of the gene Sf3b2, whose product is annotated as splicing factor 3B subunit 2. Bases 73 to 2802 code for a protein of 909 amino acids. Gene Ontology annotation, cellular component: precatalytic spliceosome; catalytic step 2 spliceosome; U2 snRNP. Gene Ontology annotation, biological process: mRNA splicing, via spliceosome. The record is from RefSeq and is a predicted model, not a curated record. NCBI's taxonomy places the organism in Eukaryota, Metazoa, Arthropoda, Insecta, Diptera, Culicidae. The transcript is spliced from 2 exons.